UCAAUGAUACAGCUCGCAGAUGCACUUUAUUAGUACCCAAAGCGUCCGCUGCUCGUCGCUGCAUAGAACGAUAUACUUUAAGUUUAGUUUUUUAAAAAUCCAAAUGUGUACUUCGCUAAUGAUACGACACACAACAGUUCAACGUUGAUCGAAUAAGGAAACAGAACGUCUUAUACAUGAUUCAUUUUUACACAAAGGAAUAGAAUACAAUUAUUAUUUCGCAUAUUUUUUCCUGUUCAUUACUGGCCAUACUUGAGACCAUAUUCGAAAAAUGAAGUAUAUUUUAAUACUACUUUUGCAGCUACUUUGUAUCAAUUUUUCUAGUACUAGAGAGAUUACACACGAAGAUAUCAAAGAUGCAAUGUUAAGUUUAGUACAUAUGAUGCGCGAGAAUACUGAAAAAUUAGAGCGUCACGAAGCACGAGAACGUCAAUUGGGUGAACAAUUAAAAAAAACAAUAACUGCCAUGACAAAACGCAUGUCAACAGUCGAUACCUUAAAAUCACAACUAACAAAACUCGACGAGAAAGUAACUGGAAUUGAACAAUUGAUUUCCCAGAGAGAUGAACGAGAAAGAAUACAAAUGCAGAAAACUGUUGAUGCAUUAGAAGAUUUAGAAAGUCGUUUGGAAGGAUGGCUUACGGAUAUUGAAAAUAAAGUAUCGGAAGUAAAUGCUCGAUCAGACACUGCGGUACCUUCUAUUGGCACUGUCUCUCCUAUUGUCGCCCAACUAAACAAAACCGAAUCAAUGUUAAUGGAUAGGAUUUCCAAAGCAGAGUCAACUUUUAAAUCCGAGGCAGUAAAAUUAAAAGAAACUGCUAAUGCUCAAACUGGAGUAACAAAAGCAUUAUUGACAGAGAUCCAGGAUGCCGGUUCAAGAAUUGGCGAACUAGAGGUUCAUAUCAAACCACACCUCGAUAUGAUUUCUAAUAUUACUCAGUACACGAAAAUGCUACCUCCUAUACAAAAACUUUUAGAAAAUACUACCAAUCAAAUUAGAGAAUUACCAAGGAUUAGUGAAAUUCAAACUCUUCACAAUGAAACUCAAACACUUUUACAAGAAAGCAAACAUGUUUUAAAAGAUGUUGUUACGCGAGGAAUCAAUGACAUCGAAAAUAAAUUAAUAGAGACUAGAAAUGAAUCUAAAGACACAGUAGGAGCUUUGAGAAUGGACUUGGCAAAUAACGCGGAACGUGUAAAUCAAGAAUUACAUGAUCUUGAAAAGGGUCAAUCCGUAAUGGUCUCGAUGGCUGAUCAUGUUUUAGAUACGAAAAAAAGAGUCGAAUACGGAGUACAUCAAAUUCUUUUAGAAGUAGGAGAUUUAGUGAAAGCGCAAGGUAUAAAUAUCAAUAACACUUUAAAUCAAAGAUUCGAUGGAAUAUCAAAUGACAUAAUGGACAAUCAGAAUGGAGCUUUGGCAAAUUUGACCACGAAAAUGGAACAGGAAAUGAACCAGGUAUGGAGGCAAAUAAAUGUCAUGUAUCAGCAAAUGACAGAAAGUGCUAAAGCAUUAGAUAAAUUACACAAACAAAACGAAGAAUAUGUUAAUGGUACAACUUCUACCAUGGGUGGGAUGGAAACUAAGGUGGGCGAAAUAACAAAACGAAUGACGGAAGUCGACGAGAACUUAAAUUAUCUCUUGGGGCGACUCUCACUAGUGACACAAGAAUUUAAUCAAAUCAAAACAGGAUUAGGUACCGCGUUAGAUAAUAUUAAAGCAUCGUUCAGAGAGGUGCAAGACAGAGCGAAUGAUUUAAGAGAUCCAGGACCACAUCCGAUACCUGAAAAUUAUAAAGAAUUUAAUGAGUCUGAUAAUAGUAAGCCAGAUGGUAUGAUUUAAUAAUAUUUAAUCUUACAUUACACAUGGGAUAAAAUAUGGAUAUUGUCAAAAGACACUAGAUUAAUGAGUACAGCAUUUGACUUUUAUACAGAUAGGAAAAAGAUUAAGAAACGUUGGAACAACUUUGCAGAUUGUACACACAAUUAUAUUACAUCAACAUUUUUUUAACAUCGUUUGUUGGAAUAAUGUACGAAAAUUUUUUUCUCAAAAAAUGAGAAACCAUACCAAAUUAGUAUGUCGUAUGUAUAAAUAAAAAAUAACAUUAUAAGUAUCACUUAUAAUUUAUGCGUUAUCUUCUUAUAGAAUCUUAGUUUCGAUUAAUUUGCCAGUAUAUGUUGUUAAUUUCUUACAAAUCACAUGAUAAAUAUAAGGUUUAAAUUUUCUUUAUUUCAUAAUUUCAGCUAAUGAAUUAAAUGUUUAUAAAUUGUCAAACUUGUAAUUUUUUUUAUAAUAAUAACGGUUACAUGACAAUUGUUAAUCAUGCGUCUAACGUAAUACGAACAAUUCUCAUCGCAGGCUCAAAACAAAUAUAUAUUAUUUAUAUAAAUUAUUGAUGUAUGUUGGUAGAUUUGAAUUUUAAAAAAUUACAAAAGUACAUUAAAAAAGCACUAGUUGCAUUUCCAUCAGUAUUUAAAAUAAGGUAUUAUCAUACUAAGUCUAAUGAAAGAUUAAUGAAAUUUUAUUGAAAAAUUAAAUAUGAGUUCUAAUUAUUUUAUAAAUGUUUAAGAUGGGAUUAAAUAUAUUUAUGUAUCGUUAAAUUGUAAAAUGUAUCGUAAUAGUGUUCACGGUAAUUGCCUUGCAAUUAUGAUAUUUUACCAAUUAUCUAAUUUAUAAAAUGAAUUUGGUAUGCAAGUAGAUAACUAGAAAAUUGUUAUUACAUAUAUAUGUUAAUUACAAGAUAAAGUAUCAACUAUUUUUUAAAUCAAGUGUUAUAAUAAUGUUCAUUAUGCUCAUAUUUUUUACAUAUUCGAUAGCCUUUGUGAUUAGACAUGAAAAAUUUGCACGUGAGUUUUUAUCGUUUCUUAAAUUUGGAAUAUUAGCAAAGCGUAUCAAUCUGAUCCAUGAUUCUCAUUAUGGAUAAAAGAAACUUAUAAUUUGCUACAAAUUUAUAAUCUUGAUUAUUAUAAUUUUCGAUAAUGCUACAUUUUUGAGCUGUUAAUUUUUAAGCUAUACGAGCUGCAUUGGAUACUUUACAUUAAAGCACAUCCAUUAAUCAUAAUGGACGACAGUUUAUGCUACUUAUGAGAAAGAUUAACAACUAACAUCAACUGUUUACUUAACAGUAUAUAUUAGAUACGUCAACAAGCUCCCGUGAUAAGCUUUGGUUAUUUAAUAACAUUAUAAAUAAUUUUUAUUACAACUCUUUGCAGUGCUAGAUCCCUAGAUGACAUUUCACAUAUUUCGAUUAGAUUAAUAAAAAUUUCUAUAUUACAUUUUUUUGUAUUAGUAAAUACCUAUCGAUGUAAUAAUUCUAACUCAUUAUUUGCAUAAUUUGACGAAUUUCUUAACUGACUUCUACUUUCAUACUGAUUUGCCCACAUGUUCAACCUAUUAUUAUAUCUUAUGUAAAUAUCUCUAGUAGAAAUAUAUUAGCACAGCAAAGAAGUGU
Messenger RNA from Hylaeus volcanicus, 3449 nucleotides. Its product is annotated as centromere-associated protein E. Bases 272 to 1840 code for a protein of 522 amino acids. Gene Ontology annotation, cellular component: plasma membrane. Lineage: Eukaryota; Metazoa; Arthropoda; Insecta; Hymenoptera; Colletidae. The transcript is spliced from 10 exons. The record is from RefSeq and is a predicted model, not a curated record.